Mizuhopecten yessoensis (Yesso scallop) is the source of this 7267-nucleotide messenger RNA. RefSeq lists its product as uncharacterized. The transcript is spliced from 3 exons. Bases 330 to 5216 code for a protein of 1628 amino acids. The record is from RefSeq and is a predicted model, not a curated record. Lineage: Eukaryota; Metazoa; Mollusca; Bivalvia; Pectinida; Pectinidae.
UAUGCAUCGAAUGGAUAGGAGCGAUGCGUUUCGUACAGUAGUCAAUCAGUGAUUUGUUCGUGGAUCCCAUUGGGGACGCCGACAGGACAUCGGGAUGUGAAGCUCCGAUACCAAAUAAACGGUGUUUUCUUGUUCUGCAGGAUCAUCAAAUGAGGUCUCCAAUAUCCGGCUCAACAUCAAAACUACCUGUACCACAGAGUGGUUUCCCCUUUACAUAAUGUGAUGAUACCAUAGCAAUUAAUCUGCUACAGAUGUGAAAUUGAUGAACCAAGACUGACUUUGGGGUGAUGAUUCCAUAGCAGUUUAUCCUUGUGGUAACUUGGUAAGAGAUGACUGACUUUCAGGAUUUCGACAUUCUGUCACUUAUCAAUGAUCGACCAGGAUGGGAAAUUGGUAUGCAAGACGAUGAGGAUUUAGAUAUCCCUGGUAAAGCUGAUCAGAAAAACAAGAUUCCAAACUGUUUUGCUAACGAUGAAAGUCUGAAAAGCCAGUCUUACUCAAAUUUUGAUAUGAAGAAUUUCGCAAGCAAUGAACAACAUGAUAAUGGAGAUGCUACUGAUGAGUACGGUGACAACAGUGAUCAAAGUGACAACGACAACAGUGAUAGUGACAAUGAUAGCGUAAAGAGCAAAUCUGCUGUAGAAGAGUCAAAUGACUCUGAUGAUGGUAAAAACGAGGUUAGUUUUACCUCAGAUGAAGAAGAAGAAGCUGGGGAUUCUGAUGGCAAUGAAAAAGUGGAUCGAAAUAACUCGGAUGAGGAAGUGGAGGGUUCUGGUGAUGCAAAUAGUGACGACAGAAGUAGUUUGGAUGAACCAGAGGAAGGUGAUUCUGAUACUGAUGAUGAUAAAUCCAUGAUUAGUAAAGGUAGUGUUGAUGCAAUUCAGGAACAGCUGAACGAACAUUUCAGUGAUGUCAGUGACAAUGAUGUUGAUAUUUUGGAAGGUGGUAAUGAGGAAGUCAAAGAAGAAAGUGAUAAAGAGUACACUGAGGAAGAGAAAGAAGAAGACAAUGACUUUUAUGAUACAGAAGAUGUUAUUGUCGUGCAGUUCAGCGACAUUAGUAAUGAUGAAAGUGAGAAAGACCAGUUAUCAGAAGACGAGGAAGGCAACUCAGGUUUAGCAGACCAGAAUGAUGCUGGUGGCAAUGAUGAUGAUGUUUCCAUCAACAGUACUGAUAACACAAAAUUCAAUAAUAUAGAGGAUGGUAAUGAAACUGAUGAAUAUGACAAUGACAAACUAAGUGAUGUGAGUUUUGAUGACGGAGUCAGUAAACAGGAGAGUGUGGGUGAUGAAGACGUGAGAAGCGAGGAAGAUGAUAAAAUGAGCAAUGAUGAGGAUCAAGAUAAUGACGGUGAUGCAGAAUGGAGUGAUGCGGAUGAAAAUGACACUAGGAACGAUUGUAUAAAUGAUAACAAAAUCGCGAGGAUAAAGACUGUCAAAGUCGAUGAAUUUGUUGAUAUUAACAAUGGAGAUUCAAAUGAGUCAUUAGAUGGAGAUAGUUCUGCUGACGAAAGUGAAAAUUUUGACAAAGAAUCGGGAAAGGAAAGUGAUGCCAAAACUAAAAAGGACAUUGCGACUAUGGAGGAGACUGAGUCACCAUUUGGGUUUGUGAUUGGUGACGUUGUCGGCGUGUCUCAGGAGGAAUUUGACAGACAAGAUUCGAGUAAUGUGUCGGCGACACGAGAAAGCCUUCCCAAACAAGAAGACUCAACCGGAACUGUAGAGAAAGACCAAGACAAUCAAGAUGAGGGAAAUCAGAAUAACACCAAACCUGUGGAAGACCAUAAAAUGGCUCCGAUGGAGGUUGAGCUGACAUUGCCAAGUGUGUACCCAAGAGUCGAGUCCUACCACAGUGACAAUUAUUUGUUUGGCAAUGCUCCAAUAAAACAAGAGCCAAUGGAUGACGAUGAUUACAUACAGGAACACGACUACUUCGGCCAGACAAGCACACUGGAGAUGGAUAAUCAGUCCAUACCUGAGCUUGGAACGGAUGAGUUGGGAUUAGAGGCAGGCGAACUCUUGACCUAUCAAGAUAUGUUUGAUAUCACAGCCACGGGGCAGUACAAAUGCAAAUAUUGUUCAGCAAAAUUAGGCACAUUUAAAAGCCUCAAAAUUCACAUCGAUAGAUGCCAUCAGAAAAGCUACAAGUGUCAACAAUGUGAUGAGGUCUUCACAAGGUCACAAGACCUGGCUGGACAUUGUAGAAUUCAUCGAAAAGAAGAGAGACUUUCAAAUGAAACAAAAAAUAAAAAAGGAGGAAAAAUUAAACAUCAACCAUUAUGCAAACCAAGGCAUUCGAGGAGCAAGAAUGUUGUUGUUGAAAAAGAUGGGCAGCGGAUGUACAGGUGCAGAUUUUGUAACAAGAAAUUUGACAUGACUCAGAAACUCGCAAAUCACAUUCAGUGGAAACAUAAGAAGGAACGACAGUGUGAACAAAAACUACAAGCAACCCUUGGUGGAAAGCACACUGUUACACAGGUUUCACUGUACGGUGCAAAAAUGACAAUCAAGGUGGAGCCUGCUAACAAAGAUGGUUCUCAACGAAAACAACCUGUGUAUAGUGACACCUACCAGUGUGCACAAUGUCCUCAAAUUUUCAAUAAACAACAGGCGAUGGCUGUUCACGUGAGGAAUUACCACUCUAAGCAAUUGAAAAAUGACCAAGAAAAAAGCAAGGAAGAGUCUCAUCCGGCUUUGAAGAAAAGGUCAAAGAAAAAAGCCAGUAAGCAGAAACGACUGAGAACUAUUUCCGAAGAUAGAAAAAUGAAUGAAGAGAACAGUUUAAGUGAUACUUGUUCCAACCUGGAGGCAGAUGUGACACCAGCAAAGCAAGCGAAAUCUGCUAUUGUAUGCCCCUCUCUGAAAUGCAAGUUGUGCUCAAAAACAUUUCAAGAAGCCAGGGAACUGAAAUCACAUUUGAACGGUGUACACGCGCAGUAUUGCUGUAGAUAUUGCCCGAAAGCGUUUUAUAAAGUCGAAAAAUUCAUGUGUCAUUCAUUUCAACAUCUUGGGGACUUGCGAUAUUUCGAAGAUGCGAACGGCGAACCGAUGGUAAAUUGUCGAAAAUGCAAGGCGACUCUUCCAGCAAAAGCUGAAGUGACACUCAAGCAUGUAAUUGGUCACAUAAAAGGCAAAAACCCGAGCGGGCAUGCACUGAGCCUCGAGAGGCAGGUAUUCCUGGAGUGUAGUGAAUGUGGCCAACCCUUCAUAGCCAGAGAGUUCCUGUUCAAACAUGAAAUGAAACAUGCCGUAUCAUCAGGCAGAGUAAGUAACUUAAAGUCAUGUACGCGACCAGCAACAGACGGCAGUGGACCUGCAUCUGUAAGGGCAAAUACAACUAUCCCUGAACUCAAUGGAGAUCCAGCUUAUACGAACAAAUACACUGUGUGCAGUGCGCCGAUAGCCACAAGCGGUACACCUGUAACAACGCGAUCAGAAAUGGUUGCACUACCUUUCACUGAUCAGACAAAAAUCACAACUGGCGGGGAAAAUACUAAAGGAGAUGACAAUAGAAAGGUGCUGCUUCGUAGCAAAAUUCUUCAGACAGAAUUGAUAUCUGUUACAAAAAUUCCUUUUAAAUGUGGAAUGUGCGAAGCUCGCUUCCCUAAUUCACAGUAUCUGUUGCAUCACAUGACAUUGCACAUGAAUGGUCAAUAUGUGUUCAAAAUUGAAGUAGACAAAAAGAAAGACGAAUUGUCGAAAGGAAGCGAGAGUUCUGAAAUUCCGCCAGUGGACAUUUCCAGUUCAAAAACGACAGAUACACCUGCAACAACACAACCUUCAAGUGGAAAUCAGAUGGCAUCGUCGAUUGUGCAGCAGCUUUCGAAGGGAUCGAACAUGGCGUCUAUUAUAAGUAGCAAUAUAUCCCCAGAGAGCGGUGACUUGUUUAACUCAAAUGAUCAUAACAAUGACCACACGUACACAAGUAAAGUAAAACAACCUUUAAUUGAUUCUCCUGCCGUUACUAAAUCCUUGACAAAUACAACAGUAAAUGCACCGUCCAACACCACUCCGUCUUUCACGAAAAAGUUUAUCAUUCUGCCAUCAACAACUGUUAAACCAAGUGAAGGGCAGACGAAACCCGCCACAAUGGUCUUGUCAACCCCACCGCAAAGGACCGCUUCACCGAUCAAGUACACCGCACCGACCACACACACCACGUUCGACAUAACUAAGAAGCUGCAAGAAAUGCUGACGAAGAAGGAGCAGACAGUGACCAUAGCUGACGACCCGGAUGCGGAAGUGGUUAAGCUUCCGACCUUAGGAACAAUGACCGCCAGCACACGAGUUUCGCAUCAACCAAGCGAAGGAAAAGGUAUAGGUGUAAGAAUGGCUGUGGAGAAAAAGAUUAGAGAACUCCUAGACGUUUAUAAAGUUCCACCUGCCAAAGUGCCGCCCAGCAGCAGAGGCGUACAGACGAGAUAUACAUCUCUCAUAUACCCUAAAAGGGUCAUGAUUCAGAAGAGUGAGGGACCAACAAGUGACGCGACCACUUCGUCUUCACUGAAUUCAUUGGUUCAAAGUGUGACCAAAACUACUAGUGAAACUGCACAAAGCAAAAUCAGUGCAUUGUCUUCCGGCAGCAAUGUGUCGACAAUAGUGGUGGAGAGACCUGAAUCUUCUGAUAUUCGCGCAGCAGAACCAGGGAAUACACAAUACAGCGACACGGAAACAUUGAGUGCGGUAUCCGAGUCGCCGGAGACUGGGUCGCCACGAUCGAUAUCACCAGUUGUUGGAAUUAGUUCCGAGUCGGACUCCGACGAUUUGAGCGAGGACGAGCAAGCAUUAUUUGAGGAAACUACCAUGUCUGUGUCUGUGCCAACAGAGAAACAAGAGAUAGAAAACGCAUCUUCGGUAAAAGGAGUAAAAAAAGAUGCCGAACAGCACAGUCCUACCCCAUUACCCAAAGUUAGUAUCAGAAACUACAAGAACCAACUCGAUUUCGCUCAGGGAAGCUGGUUUGAGUGUGAAUUGUGUAUGUAUUUGUGUAAGACUUAUAAGGAGUUUAAAAACCAUUUAUCUAGUCACAAGAAAUCGAAAAAAACGAAACUGGUCAAGUGCUCUUUAUGCCCCAGGAAGUUCAUAUCCAAAUGGCAUCUCUCAAAACAUAUGGAAAUUCACCGUGCCAAUGCCUAUUCGUGUUCCAAAUGUGGCGCCAACUUCCGGACAUCCGUUUCCGUCAUGGAACACAUGGCUGAGGAAUGUUCACCGCGAUAGCUGUAAGUGUUGUUCCGAAACAAAGUGCAUGGGGGGUUUAUCAUUAAUUGAAUUACAUUGAUUGUGCGCGUCCCGGAACAACCAACUAACGAUUAUCCAUGUACUUGCACUUGUUAUUGCAGCUCACAGUGACUUGUUUUAGAGGAUUCAUUUGUUAAACUUUUCCCGUCGGUAAUUCUCAAACAUUUGCGUUAAAACCUCAGUUAUAUGGCAUCAUAUUACUUAGCGGGAAAACUGGAACUCCGGUCGAUUCCGAUUUCGUUUUAUCUGGGAUAAGUUAUUUGUAUUUUUAGAUGACAAGCGAGUCCUGCAGGAAAUCGUAGUAAGCAUGCUCUUUUUAAAGAAUAUACGUGUAUUAUCGUUAGUCCGCAAUGGUUUGAGCACUUAAACCAAAUACAUGUUAGAGAAAUCGUUUGGAGUCAAGAUUUUAAAGUUUCAUUCAUAGUUUAAGUAGGUAAGGAAUUCAGUGUUAUGGGAGUAUUACUUAUAACCCCAUACACAAGUCAACGAGAGUUGUGUCCCUUCCACCCAAGCCCUUUAACACUAAGUGCAAAGAAAUGAUUCGGCGAAAGUCCCUUGCAGCUUUUCACAUCAGAUAAUCGGGAAUCGUCGGCACGUUCCGCAAACGAGAAACUGUGGAAAGUGCCGGCUAUUCCCGAUUGCACACCAGACAAUCAAAUCCCGUUGGUAAACCACUCGGUAUCAAGUGGUUUCUGUUGUCGGUUUAUUGUGGGGUCUUCAGGGGAAUGUUUUUAACAUCAUUGCUGUGUCCGCGUCUGCAGUAGGAUUUGUCAGUUUGGAAUUAUUCAACUAUUGAUCAUGAUUCACAAACAUUUGUGUCGAUUUUUUGUAAAUUAAUUUAUUAAGAGAAUUAACCGCUGUACACGGAUUGGCAAAAGCAACAUUGAACCGUCGCCAUUCAUAGAGCGCAUAUGUUUGUGCAAACACUAUAAAUAACUUAUAAUGUAUCAUUCCUAACUGGUGACCGUGCCUUUUUCAGAUAACUACGGAGUAAACACAGUCUAGAAAGUGCGAAUUUUACACUUUGCAAAAUUGUUUACUUAAAUUCGAAAAUAGCAAUAUGCGAAAUAGAAGUAGUAUACAUAAUAUAAAAAACCCAAAACUAAGAUAUUUUAUUUUUUAAAGUUUAAUGAUCUGUUGAAUCGUAUGAUAUAAUAAACUAAGUGAGUUAUUUAAUUGUUUAAUGAGUUGCAUGUUAAUUCUCGGUUACAUUUGUUUGUACAUGAUAUGUGUUCGUAUGGUUUAGCUACAAUGUGCCCGUCGAAGAUAGGGGACAAUUUAAUUCCUGACAAAGUGGCCGGGAUACUGGUUUCGGAUUUAUAAAUCAUGAGAUAAUGUUUUUUUGUUUUUCUAGAAUGGAAUCUCACUUUCUUAAUGUUUUUUUUAUCGACUACUACUGUUUCGUCUAUCUACAUUUAUAUGGAAUACUCGGUUAUCUCGAGGUUUUCGGUGGUUUUACUGUUACGUCUUCGACAUAAACAAGAGAAAACAUUUUUAUAAAAUAUAUCAGCAUGUGUUAUGAAUAUUUUGGUGUAAUGAAUAAAUCCACAUGUUAAAUAUAUACCAAUUUCUUCGAAAAAACGAAGUCUAAACAACUAUUUCGAGAAUUAGGGACUACAUUCUAAUUGAGUGACAUUUAUCCUGACAUUGAUUGAUCCAGAUAAAAUAUUUAUUUUUAUCACAAUCAAUGGUUUCCGGAUUAGUCAGGUUCCACUUGACUUCAAAUUCUUUCAUUUGUAACAGAGAUCGACAAAUAAAAGAAACAUGUUCAUUGUUUCCUCAUGUCUUGCCCACAGCGCGCUUGUUUUUAAAUCUCAUUCAAAAGCAGCUUGCGCUUAUGUUAUUGUUUUUGUUCUUGAGAACGAGAUAUGCUUUUAUCUCAAUUAUUAUAUAUAUAUGUAUAUAUAGAUCUGUUGAAAAACUUUUCGCGAUUAUUUGAAAAUUGAAUUGAUAUUUUUACAUGACAUUAUGUACAAUUAUACAUUGUGAGGCGUUGUGUCACGAAACUGCGUUUUAUCAUCCAAAAUUAU